AUGCCUUCCCCGGGCUCGGACACUUCUUCAUUAGAGAUCGAGUAUCAGACAGAAGAAUCAGAUAUAAGAGCCGGAAGUGAAAAUAUAGUAAAGAUUGAGUAUUCUUCAGAGAGCAAUGAAAACACUUCUGAUUUGAUAUCCGAGGAUCUGCCUGAAGACUCGUAUACCAGACCAGGCAGUGAAAGCAAAGUAAUGAUUAAGCAUCCUUCCGAAGAAUCCUCAUAUUCAUCAACAACCAGCGUGAAUAUGUCAGAAAGCGAGUAUCUAUCAGGAAGCAGUUACAACACUUCAGUUUCCCUAUCCAAGUAUCUGCCGAUAAGAUAUUCCGAUGUGAUAUCCGAGCAUCUGCCUGAACACUCGGAUACCAGACCAGACAACGCAAACAUAAUGAUUAAGCAUUCUUCUGAAGAAUCAUCAUAUGCAUCAACAACCAGCGUGAAUAUGUCAGAAAGCGAGUAUCUAUCAGGAAGCAGUUACAACACUUCAGUUUCCUUAUCCGAGUAUCUGCCGAAAAGAAGUGAAAGUGUCGAUGUAGCUGUAGAAGAGAAAGUGUCCUCUGAGCAGAAGACACCUCCAGUAUUCCGUGCACCAGUCGACAGUAUGGAAGGUUUCGUUGUUAGUUCAAGGAGAGAGCCAGGAAUUCCAGAGAAGAUACCAGUUCCACUUGGCUCCAUCAAUGUUCCCCGAGCUCCUCAAAAUUCCUUUGUUCGGGCAGAGAGAGGAGGCACUAGAGGUCCAUGUGCACCAGUCGACAGCAUGGAAGGUUUCAUUGUUAAUUCAAGGGGAGAGCCAGGAAUUCCAGAGAAGAUACCAGUUCCACUUGGCUCUAUCAAUGUUCCCCGAGCUCCUCAAAAUUCCUUCGUUAUUGCUUGUUCUGCCCAGAGAGCAGCGUUGGCAGAGAGAGGAGGCACUGGCGGUGCAUUUCGUCAGGAUUCAUUGAUCUCCACUGACAACUUCCGGUUCUGCCGAUGGCUUGGCCAGGGAACUUUUGGACAGGUCUAUCAGGCAGAACAUAAGGAAACGAGGAAGAUGCUCGCCAUCAAACGCGUCGACAAGCAGCAUUAUUCGGAAAAUAAUAUCGUUGAAAUGUUAGUAGCAUUUAUUCUUUUACUAACAACUGCACUGGAGCAAUUUCUCAUUGUAACCAAUGAAAUAUUUCACUUACAUACAAUUAAUUGCUGUGGGUGCUGUGUGACCUAUACAUUCCCUUGGCUCAUUCCCUGGCUCUGUCCUGACAUGUUGGUUGGCUUCUGUUUCAGGCUUUUCCUGGAGAGAGACAUAUUGAGAUUGGCGAGGAACUCCAGGAACCCUUUCCUUGUGAGUCUGUUCUGCUCUUUCCAGAGUGAGCACCAUGCGUAUAUAGCCAUGGAAUUCGCCGCUGGAGGCAGUUUAGCGUCCCGGCUGAAGAACGGAGCUCUCCCCUAUGAAAGCACUUUAUUCUAUUCUGCGUGCAUCGUCCUGGGGAUCAAGUUCUUACACGAGAACCAUAUUGUCCACCGAGAUUUGAAGCCUGAUAAUAUAGUCCUAGACAGCGCUGGUUAUGCCAAAUUGGCAGAUUUUGGACUGUGCAAAACAGGAAUUGACUACGGAACGGAAAUGACGCACGCAUGUGGGACGAAAUGUUACUGUACCCCUGAACUGUUCUGGGGAAAGAGCUAUAACAGAACAGUGGACUGGUGGGCUUUAGGCGUCACUAUAUAUGAAAUGGCCGUUGGGAAGUUGCCAUUUACUGGAGUAGAUGAGAAGUUGAGUGAAAACGUCAGGUUUGCAGAACCAAGAUAUCCACCCCGUCUGGAUAAGAGAACUGUUGCAAUAAUAAAAGCACUCCUAAAGAAAGAGCCGACAUUACGUCUGGGAGCAGAUAAAGACGAUGGGGAAGAAGUGCAGAAAUUCUGUUACUUUGAGCCAAUAGACUGGAAAGCUCUGGAAGACAGGCAGUUGCCGGCGCCAUUUAUUCCCAGCCAAGAUGUCCAUGUUGCACAAGAAGAACAACGUGGUAUUGGGGUUGCAACACCCCCACAAGGAAUGUGGCCACUUCCCUCAGCCAUGCACGAGGCAUUCGCAGAAUUUGAGGAGUUGCCAGAAGCUUUAUAAUAUAUAUAUAUAUAUA
Xenopus laevis (African clawed frog) is the source of this 2110-nucleotide messenger RNA. Its product is annotated as serine/threonine-protein kinase N1-like. The record is from RefSeq and is a predicted model, not a curated record. NCBI's taxonomy places the organism in Eukaryota, Metazoa, Chordata, Amphibia, Anura, Pipidae. The coding region runs from base 1 to 2094 and encodes 697 amino acids. The transcript is spliced from 12 exons.